Molecule: messenger RNA, 343 nt
Organism: Orbicella faveolata
Lineage: Eukaryota; Metazoa; Cnidaria; Anthozoa; Scleractinia; Merulinidae
Product: EEF1A lysine methyltransferase 2-like
Cellular component (GO): cytoplasm
Molecular function (GO): protein-lysine N-methyltransferase activity
Source: RefSeq, a predicted model, not a curated record
UGGGGAAACCCGCUGAUGACAGCUUGCGCCUAAAUCCAACAUGGCGGACGGAACAGCUGAAGAAGAUUCAGGGGAACUUCCAGCGUCCAAGCUCGGAACAAAGGAGUACUGGGAUGAUGCAUACUCACAAGAACUGGUUAACUUCAAUGACACUGGUGAUGUUGGAGAAGUCUGGUUUGGAGAAAGUAGCCUUUACCGAAUAGUUAAAUGGAUAAAAAGUUGUGAAAAGAUAACAAAAUCAUCAUCAUUCUUAGAUGUAGGAUGUGGAAAUGGCAUACUUCUUGUGAACCUGGCAGAACAUGGUUACACAAACCUUGUUGGAGUGGANACACCCAAGCUGUAA